AUGGGAUACUGUUAUGGACAUAGAAUAAGUGCCGAAGUUACUCCAUUAAUCGAGCAACCUAGGCAGGAAUUAUAUGUUCAACCAUUUGAGACAAUUAAUUGGUCUAAAGCCCGAAACAACAUUGCAGAAGUUGACCUUUAUGCUCCGCAUACCAAAAUAUUAAAUUUUUGCAAUUCUAUAUUAAGUAUUUAUGAAAAACUUCCUAAUUUUCUUGGAAUUCGUGAUAUUUCUCUUCAAGAGAGUUAUGAAUUAGAUGAAAAUACGGAUUUUCUUGAUAUUGCACCUGAAGGGCCAGAUUCUAAAGCAUUCAAGCUUUCUAAAGAAAGAUUAAUUGAUUAUAUGCUAGGUCCAGAAGGAAUGAUGAUGUGUGGUACAAAUGGUACUCAAGUUUGGGACAAUGCGCUUAUAGUCCUUGCCGUAAUUGAAGCAGGUAGUAAUUGCGUUUUAUCAAAUUUAGAUGCUCAAUUAUUUAAACUUGUUCUCUUGAUAGGACUGGCAGAUGAUCCUUCAAAUCACCAAUCAAUGAUACAUGCACUCGAAUUUUUAGACGAUGCACAAAUAAAAAAGAAUCCCAAAGAUAAUGAAAGAUGUUAUCGUUAUAAAGCAUUAGGUGCUUGGGGUUUUAGUACUCAUUUAGUAUCUAAAGAACGAUUUUGUCAAACUGUUGAUAUAUUACUAUCUAUGCAAAAUACUGAUGGAGGAUUUGCGAGUUACGAGCGUACUAGAGGCCUAAAAAUUCUUGAAUGGUUAAAUCCUGCAGAAGUUUUUGGAAAUCUUAUGAUUGAACAUAGUUAUCCAGAAUGUACAGCUUGUGUCUUAACAGCUCUAAAUACGUUUCAGAAAUGGUAUCCUGCUUAUAGGGCGGAUGAAAUUAAGUAA
Molecule: messenger RNA, 879 nt
Organism: Racocetra fulgida
Lineage: Eukaryota; Fungi; Glomeromycota; Glomeromycetes; Diversisporales; Gigasporaceae
Source: the annotation of a GenBank genome assembly